AUGGCAAAGACACUUAAGCUUGGACAGCGCCUCCGCUACCCGAUAACGAUUUCCAAGAUCUUCAAGAAGCCUGGCGACGCUGUCGUUAAGAAGGAACCGAUCCUGCAGUACACCUUCAAAUUUGAACGCAAGAUUGGGGACCCGGCCCUCAAUGAAGAACGCACCAUUCUAGAGAACGGCAUCGCUGACUGGGACAGCCCUACCGAGGGCAGGAUCAAACAAUGGCGCGUCAAGGAAGGUGACGUUAUAACCAAAGAUCAAGACUUCGUCGUUGUCGAGGAAACCUGUAGCCACGAAAUUCAAUAUGCCGGCCUCUGCGCUCUCUGUGGUAGGGACAUGAAAGAACAGGAUUGGGCUACUGAAUCUCUUGACACCGAGCGAGCUACUGUCUCUAUGGUCCACGACAACGUAGCUCUAACUGUUAGUCAUAACCAAGCAGAACGAGCUGAAAUGCAGCUCCAGCGACGGCUUCUCAAAGAACGUAAGCUCAGCCUCGUCGUCGAUCUUGACCAGACCAUAAUUCAUGCCUGCAUCGAACCUACUAUUGGCGAGUGGCAGCAAGAUCCCGCCAACCCCAACUAUGAGUCCGUCAAGGAUGUGCGCAGCUUCCAGCUUGACGACGGCCCUCGCGGAUUGGCGAGUGGGUGCUGGUACUACAUCAAAAUGCGACCUGGCCUGUUGGAAUUCCUAGAAAGGAUGGCCGAGAGAUUUGAGCUUCAUGUAUACACGAUGGGUACGCGGGCUUAUGCUCUAAACAUAGCUAAGAUAGUCGACCCUACACAAAAGUUAUUCGGGAACAGAGUCAUCAGCCGCGACGAAAAUGGUAGCAUGACCGCCAAAAGUCUGCAGCGUCUAUUUCCUGUAAGCACCAACAUGGUCGUCGUGAUCGAUGACCGCGCCGAUGUGUGGCCUCACAACCGACCCAAUCUCAUCAAAGUGACACCCUAUGACUUCUUUAAAGGCAUCGGCGAUAUCAACUCCAGCUUUUUACCGAAGCGUGAAGAUAUUAUUACAGCAACUCCGGUUCCAGACCCGAAACCUUCAAUACUAAAUGGAAACGCAGCAUCCGGUUCGCCAGAAAAGGUGGUGGCCAGAGCAGAUGAAGAAAACGCUCUUCUACAAUUGCAAACAGAGGAACAGGAGCGGACCCUAGAAAAGCAACUGAAGGACCGGCCACUUCUACAUCUACAAGAAGAGUUAGAUCGGGAAGAUGAGCAAGCUGAAAAAUUGUCUAAUAAAGAUGGCGAUACCCAGGAAGUCGAGACCAACGGAAAUUCGGAAACGCCUAGCCAUCACCAAAGACAUAAUAUUCUCCGCGACGAUGACGAGGAACUAAUCUACCUUGAGGAUCACUUAACCGAACUGCACCGGUCUUUUUAUGAGCAGUACGACGCCCGUGUCGCUACGCGCAAUACUGAGGAUAUAACUUCGAGCAUUGUACCCGAUGUUGGUCUUACCCUAAACUAUUUAAAGUCUCAAAUACUUCGGGGUACGAGGAUUGUGUUGUCUGGGCUUGUUCCACUAGGCGUAGACGUGCGAAAAUCGGAAAUCGGCAUGCAUGCUCAAGAUUUUGGCGCUGAGAUCCGUACACGGGUCGGCCCCGACGUGACUCAUCUUGUUAUCAGCAGUUCACGACCGAGAACUCAGAAAGUUCGCCAGGCAGCCCGCAUUCCUUCUAUCAAGAUUGUGAAUCAAAAUUGGCUAGCGGAUUCAUUAGCACAGUGGCGAAAGCUCGAUGCCACACCCUAUUUGAUCGAGAUCCAUCCAUCAGACCGCUCUUCCCAAGGGACGCUGGUGACAUCAAGCUCACCAACUAGGCCAAGGAUCACUAUUGUACAGACCGGGCAUCGAGACCUGGAGCGAAGUCAGAAUGAAGAAGCCGAGGAUGGCGAUGCAGAUGACUCAGCAGAGGAAGACGAGAUUGAUGGAGAUGACGAUGACGAUCUUGACAGGUUCGAUAUUAUGCCAAGGGAUCUAGAAGACGGCGAAGGUAGUCCAGUCGAUGGCAUAAAUCAGACAGGCUGGGAUGAUAUGGAUAAAGAGCUCCAAGAGUUUAUGGGAUCGGAUGCCGAGUCUGAUCUCGAGAGUACGAUGACAGAUCAGAGUAGAGAUACGGAUACAGAUGAACCCAAAAAUAAGAAACGGAAACUAGGAGAAGCGGACGAAGAUGGCAACUUCGAUGAAUCUCCUGGGAGCGUUUUAUCGAAGAAACAACGUAUCGCUAGAGCUCGGACAACCGCCUUGCGAAAUGUAAAGAACAUUGGAGAUGAAGACGCCGAGGGUAGUGGGCUACCGACACCCAUGGGAACGGGAGAUGAGGAGGAUGUGGUAGUCGAGGCUGCUAGUGAUGAGGAUGGUGACAGAGCCAGCAAUGGUGUUAAUGAAGAUGGCGAUGGUGAAUUUGCUGAUCUCGAAGCAGAGUUAGAGGCUGAACUCGAAGCUGAGGGCCAGGGCUAG
Xylaria bambusicola is the source of this 2457-nucleotide messenger RNA. RefSeq lists its product as uncharacterized. The record is from RefSeq and is a predicted model, not a curated record. The transcript has a single exon. Gene Ontology annotation, cellular component: nucleus. Gene Ontology annotation, molecular function: RNA polymerase II CTD heptapeptide repeat phosphatase activity. The coding region runs from base 1 to 2457 and encodes 818 amino acids. Lineage: Eukaryota; Fungi; Ascomycota; Sordariomycetes; Xylariales; Xylariaceae.